Messenger RNA from Auxenochlorella protothecoides, 3462 nucleotides. RefSeq names its product Serine/threonine-protein kinase/endoribonuclease IRE1. The coding region runs from base 1 to 3462 and encodes 1153 amino acids. The record is from RefSeq and is a predicted model, not a curated record. Gene Ontology annotation, molecular function: metal ion binding; ATP binding; RNA endonuclease activity. Gene Ontology annotation, biological process: protein phosphorylation; intrinsic apoptotic signaling pathway in response to endoplasmic reticulum stress; mRNA processing. The transcript is spliced from 11 exons. Lineage: Eukaryota; Viridiplantae; Chlorophyta; Trebouxiophyceae; Chlorellales; Chlorellaceae. Gene Ontology annotation, cellular component: IRE1-TRAF2-ASK1 complex.
AUGGCUUCGGGGCGCGGUGGGAGAUGGCUUACCAUCCUCCUGGCCCUGAUCUUGAUUGUAAACCCAUCCUUGGCCUCCGACAGCGUCUCCGUCCUGGACCCCGCUGCUGCUGCCGAGGCCCCUGCCCCCGGAGCAAGCCCCGCUCCCAACCAUCUGCUGGUGAGCCUUGCCAACGGUCGCCUGGUGGCCCUGGACCCGGGCACCGGCGAGGAGGUCUGGUCCUUUGACUCCGGCGCGCCCCUCGUCUCCUCGGCUGCCUCGUGGGACGCGGCCCCCGCCCCGGGGUCGCGCCCCCCCGGCCCCCAGGACAUCGUCUUCCCCGGCACCGACGGCAGCCUGUACGUGGCGCGCGAGGGCCCCGGCACCUCCCCCGUGCGCGUGGAGCGGCUGCCGGUGAAGGUGGCGGACCUGGUGGGCCUGGCGCCCUCCCCCGCCGCGGACGGCAGCCUGGUGCUGGGCUCCCAGCACACCACCGUUUACGUCCUGGACGGGGACACGGGGCAGCUGCUGCGCACCGUCUACGACUUCGAGGGCGACCCGGGCAGGCUCCUGCCCCGCGAGCGCGGCGGGGUGCAGGGCCUGCUGCGCCUCCCCGCCCGACAGGACAGCGACGAUCAGGGAGGCAAUGGGGCGGCUGGGAAGCGGGCGACGAGGGACGGCCUCGACGCCGAUGCCGACACGCCACCCAGGAACCCCCCCCCGCGCCGGACCUCGGGGCCGGGCCCCAUCAAGGGGCGUGUGACCAUCACCGACAACACCGCCCCCGUCCCGCGCCGCACCGUCCUGGUGGGCAGGAAGGACUACGUGCUCCGUUCCGUGGACCCCCUGGUGGGUGAGCAGUGGAACGUGUCGUGGUCGCGACUGGAGGCCAUGGGGUCUCUGGGCGGGGGCUGCGUGACCCCGGGUCCGGGCACCGGCCCCGCCGACCCCGGGCUCCACCUGGCCGUGGGCACCGACCACUCGCUGCGACGCUACUCCGCGGCAGACGGCGCACAGCACUGGGCCGCGCACUUCGACUCCCCGCCCGUCUCCGUGGUCCGCGGCGCGGGCGGGCGCGAGCUGCUGCGCGCGCCCGGGGACGAUCCGGGCGCAGACUCGCGGCCGGCGCCGUCGCCGAGUCUCCUGUCGAGGCUGGGCGCGGGGCUGUGGAGCGGGAGCGAGGAGCGGCGGCUGGAGGGCAGCCUGCCCGGGCGUGGCGCGCCGGCGGAGAGCGUCGUGGUGGGCAUCAUGGAGGGCGCGGGCAUCUACGCCAUGCCCCGGGGCCGCCUGGCGGUCAUCGGCGACGGCGGGGACCCGGGAUCCAAGACCGCGCAGGUGCAAGCCGGCGCAGGCAGCCCCGCACCACGCCCGAGGAGGAAGCCGGGGAGCGCCCAGAAGAAGAGGUCGCAGCAGUCCCGCCUGAUCGCAGCGGCGAGCGUCGAUGCAGGCACGACGCAGGAGGGCCCAGCGAAUGGCGUGCGCAGCGAGGCAGCACCCGCCUCGCCUGAGCGUGGGAAGUCUACGUUCGUUGUCGCCAACGUAGCGCCCCCUGCCGACGGCAGUGAAGCAAAGGACGGCGUGCCCCCGCCAGGGGCAACCCUGGCAGACUCCAACGGCCUGGCGGGCAGUGGCGAGGGAUGCACGCCCGCCGCCUCCCCAGGGAGCUUGCAGGCAGCUGCGCCAUGCGAGGGGAUCCCUGCAGAACCCGAGCGCAGCCCCGCACCCUCGGACUCCGACCCUGCGUCCUCUGAUCCACCCCCCAUGCCGGCGGGCCCCACCCCCCUCCCAGCGCGCACCCUCCCGGGCCCCAGCCCCUCUGCGUCCCGCGGCGCGCUGGCCGUGGGGCGCAUGCUGGUGGGUCCCGGUAUCCUGGGCCUGGGGUCCGGCGGCACUGUAGUGUUCGAGGGGUCGCUGGACGGCCGUCCCGUGGCCGUCAAGCGCCUGCUGCGCCAGUUCUACGACCUGGCCGCCAGCGAGAUCCGGACCCUGAUCCUGUCGGACGAGCACGUGAACGUCGUGCGCUACAUCGCCAUGGAGGAGGACGCCCAGUUCUGCUACCUGGCGCUGGAGAGGUGCGCCGGCAGCCUCAACGACGUCCUGGCGGGGGGCGGGAGGCGCCUUGCCGCCGCCGACUUCUGGGACGCUGCGACCGGGACGCCGUCCGCGCUGGCGCUGCGCGUCGCGGCCGACGCAUGCCGCGGCGUGGCAGCGCUGCACGCGCGCGGCAUCGUGCAUCGCGACCUCAAGCCGCACAACAUCCUGCUCACCGCCGCCGGCUGCGCCAAGCUGUCGGACAUGGGGCUCAGCCGCCGCCUCGUCCCCGACCAGAUCAGCUUCGAGACGCUGGGCUCAGGUGGCAGCUCGGGGUGGCAGGCCCCGGAGCAGCUGGCUGCCCGAGACGGGCAGUCGGCGAGGCAGACGCUGGCGGUGGACGUCUUCUCCCUGGGCCUGGUGGUAUUCUACUGCCUGACCCAGGGCGAGCACCCCUUUGGCUCGGGCGUGGAGAGGGACGCCAACAUCUUCCACGGCAAGCUGCGCAUGGGCAGGCUGGAAUCACAGGCCAUAGCGGCGGACCUGGUGAGGGGCAUGCUGGCGCAAGAUCCCCGCCGCCGGCCCAGCGCAGCAGCCGUGCUGACGCACCCCCUCUGGUGGCCCUCGGCACAGCGCCUCGCUUUCCUCAUCGACGUCAGCGACCGCGUGGAGGGCGAGGACCGCGUGGAGGAUGGGUCGAUGUAUGAGGCGCUGGAGGGGCUGGGUCUGCUGGCCAUCCCCUCUGGCAGCUGGGCCCCCGCGCUCGAUUCGCGCCUUGUGAACAACCUGGGCAAGUACAGGCGGUACAACUACGCCAGCCUGCGGGACCUGCUCCGCGUCAUCCGCAACAAGCACUCCCACUUCCGUGAACUGCCGCUGGACCUGCAGGAGCGGCUGGGCCCGCUGCCGCAUGGGUUCCUGGCCUACUUUGAGGAGAGGUUCCCCUCGCUGCUCCUGGCGUGCUACUACUUUGCGGUUCGGCACUGCUCGGACGAGCCGGUGUUUGCCAAGUACCUCACGCCCGACAGCGCGGAGCUGGUGGAGAAGCUGGGCCCGCCCGCCGACCUGCGACGGACCCUGCCCGUCCUCCUGUCACCGGAUCGGCCCCCCUUUGAUCCUGGGCUCCGGGCGGAGGCAGGGGCCGGGUGGGCACGGGGCGGGCAGGGUGGUGCUGCGCCGCCAGCGGAUGUCGAGGGCGAACUCCCACGCCGCCCCGGCCACGCCAUCUGCGAGUUCUACACGAAGACCGGCCACUGCAAGUUUGGGCGGUGGUGCAGGUUCGACCACCCGCCAGAGUACGCCGUGCAGAGGAACGAGCAGGGGCUGCCCCUGCGGCCAGGCACGCCCGUCUGCUCCUUUUACGAACGUUAUGGGGCCUGCAAGUUUGGCGCAUCCUGCAAGUUCCACCACCCCUCCCUGUCCGGCCAGCCGACUGUGCGGGGCAGCCCCUGA